This is a messenger RNA of Ectocarpus sp. CCAP 1310/34, 1587 nucleotides long. NCBI's taxonomy places the organism in Eukaryota, Phaeophyceae, Ectocarpales, Ectocarpaceae. The record is from the annotation of a GenBank genome assembly.
GCGACGGAGCGACGGAGCGACGGAGCAAAGAGCAAAGAAGAGGGCGUACAGGCGACAGCUAUUUGUAGCAGUGAAGCACCAGAGAGCGAGCGCGUGAGAGAUUCAAACUCUCUUAGCGUAACUAUUCAGGGAGUUCGACUCACACCCAAAUCUACAUACAGCAGCUGGUGGAGACCCAGUAAAUGGAGGCUGCUCAACUUCCAGCGGAUGCCCUGCCUGCGGGGUGGUCAUCGGGAGGGGCUGGCGCCGGCGACCCAGAGUCGGCACAGCGCAAGGCGCAGCAGGAGCAGCAGGAGCAGGAACGACGAAAGCAGAUCCUGGACCAAAUCAUGACUGUGGAGGCGCGCCUCCGUUUGAGCAAUAUCGCGAUGGUUAAGCCGGACAAGGCGAGACGCGUGGAGGAAAUGCUAAUACAUGCGGCAACGUCGGGAAAACUCGGCGGCAAGGUCACGGAGGACCAGUUCAUCCAGAUGCUGGAGCAGGUGAGCUCGCAGAUGGAAAAGAGGACGAAGGUGACCAUCAAGCGGAAAACGUACUUCGACGAACAAGACUCGGACGACAACGAUGACGAUAUGAUGUAAAUCGGGUUUUACAAGACCCAGGAAAGUCGCCCUAUCGGUUUUGCCAGCUGCGUGAUGCGUUGCCGACAUGUGUAGGUGAACGAGUGUUGCUUCUUGAGCUUCGUUGUCAAUAAAGGAGGCGCCGGGUUGUGUUGAUUACAGAAAUGCUUCCCGCUAGGUCGCGAGCUUGGUUUGGUGGACUUGUACAGAACAAGGGGGCAGCAAAGAUGCGUAGCCAGUAUUUUUUUAACCUUUUUUCAGGUAGCAAACUCCAUGUAACCGCACCCGAGGUUGGCCUCUUCCACACGAACGGAUUUGCAUCAAGCCGCCCGAUAGACCGGAGUGACGGAGGUUGUGUAUCACAUGUUCAAAGAUGUAGGUAGCUGGCGGCUUGCUGGAUCUACCAGCCGGUUGAAGGCAGCACACAUCACAUCGUGUUGGUGAUUCGCAGGUAUGUAUUCGGUGCUGUCCCGAUGCCUUCGAUCUUAGUGUAACUCGGGAACAUAUGCGGUGGUUAAUUGGAACUACGCUGGGGGUGUCGUCGCUCCGCACGGGCAGCUCCAGCAGUAUCAAGAGUAGUGCCAAGCCGCUGAUGAGGGACAUCGAUCUGCUGGGAAGGAAACCAUCAACCUAGGAAUGACCCCAUCCGUUGCACAAUUGUACCUUGUUUCUCGAUGGUUUCGCGGUCGGCACUUCGGCCCAAAACAUUUCGUUGCUCUCUUCCUUGUUACCCGCCUCCGAACUGUCGGAGGUGUUCUUCUCCGGGAGUAUCUGUUUUUUGGUGGGACGCAGAAUAUUUGAUCCGAGUGUGUCAAGACGGCAGGGUUGUUGGAAAAACUGUGAGCGACGGUUGAUAGAGUCAAUCGAUUCACAGGAGUUGUGUUGUUCGUGGAGGGCAGAGCAGAGUCAUUUCUUCGUCUACACGUUUCUUUCAGGAGUUUCUUCAAAUGAUGCAACUCUGACAUACUACUUUAGUCCUGACUUCCGAAGUUGUCCGGCGUGCCCGUGGUUCAGAACGCAAAGAUAU